CUACACACCCUGACCUGCAUCGCCCUGGGUCUCUCGAGCCUGCUGCCCGCUCCCCCGCCCCACCAGCCAUGAUGGUUUCUGGAGGCCCCGCAUCCCUGGGUGGGGGCUGUCUUGGCACCUUCACCUCCCUGCUGCUGCUGGUGUGGACAGCCACCCUCAAUGCGGCCAGGAUACCUGUUCCCCCAGCCUGUGGGAAGCCCCAGCAGCUGAACCGGGUUGUGGGCGGCGAGGACAGCACUGACAACGAGUGGCCCUGGGUCGUGAGCAUCCAGAAGAAUGGGACCCACCACUGCGCCGGCUCCCUGCUCACCAGCCGCUGGGUGAUCACUGCUGCCCACUGUUUCAAGGACAACCUGAACAAGCCAUCCCUGUUCUCUGUGCUGCUGGGAGCCUGGCAGCUGGGGAAUCCUGGCUCUCGGUCCCAGAAGGUGGGUGUUGCCUGGGUGCAGCCCCACCCUAUGUAUUCCUGGAAGGAGGGUGCCCGUGCGGACAUCGCCCUGGUGCGUCUCGAGCACUCCAUACAGUUCUCGGAGCGGGUCCUGCCCAUCUGCCUGCCUGAUGCCUCUAUCCACCUCCCUCCAAAUACCCACUGCUGGAUCUCAGGCUGGGGGAGCAUCCAAGAUGGAGUGCCCUUGCCCCACCCUCAGACCCUGCAGAAGCUGAAAGUUCCUAUCAUCGACUCAGAAGUCUGCAGCCGCCUGUACUGGCGGGGAGCAGGACACGAAGCCAUCACUGAGGACAUGCUGUGUGCUGGCUACUUGGAGGGGGAGCGGGAUGCUUGUUUGGGCGACUCCGGGGGCCCCCUCAUGUGCCAGGUGGACGGCGCCUGGCUGCUGGCCGGCAUCAUCAGCUGGGGCGAGGGCUGUGCCGAGCGCAACAGGCCCGGGGUCUACAUCAGCCUCUCUGCGCACCGCUCCUGGGUGGAGAAGAUUGUACAAGGGGUGCAGCUCCGUGGGCGCGCUCAGGGGAGUGGGGCCCUCGGGGCACCGAGCCCGGGCUCUGGGGCGGCCGCGCGCUCCUAGGGCGCAGCGGGUCGCGGGGCUCGGAUCUGAAAGACGGCCAAAUCCAGAUCUGGAUCUGGAUCUGCGACGGCCUCGGGCGGAUUCCCCCGCUGUAAAUAGGUCCAACUACCUCUGGGGGCCCGGUCGGCUGCCGCGGAAAGGAUACCCCUCCCCGCCCCGCCCGACGGCCUCAGGUCCCGCCUCCAAGGCCUCAGGCCCCGCCCCCGACUUCCGGUCCCGCCCCGGGCCCCAUUGCUUUUGUGUUUAUAAAAGUUAAUGAUUUUUAUAGCUAUUUGUAACCCUGCCCACAUAUCUUAUUUAUUCCAACAAUUUCAAUAAAUUAUUUAUUCU
Messenger RNA from Mandrillus leucophaeus (drill), 1352 nucleotides. RefSeq names its product protease, serine, 22 (gene PRSS22). Gene Ontology annotation, molecular function: serine-type endopeptidase activity. Lineage: Eukaryota; Metazoa; Chordata; Mammalia; Primates; Cercopithecidae. Bases 69 to 1022 code for a protein of 317 amino acids. The transcript is spliced from 6 exons. The record is from RefSeq and is a predicted model, not a curated record. Gene Ontology annotation, biological process: proteolysis.